UCCCUGAUAAAUAUUUAAAUAAUUUUUUCGUAUAAGCUACGCUAAGGUUUGGUGGCCUAUAUACACUUACAAUUGUUAUCAUAUUAUCUAACUUAAGUUUAAUCUCUAUAAUUUCACAUCCAUACUUAGAACCACAAAAAAUAAUUUGAUUAUCUAUGUCAGAUAAAAAUACUACUCCACAUCCCCCGCCACGCUUCUUCUCUCUUUUAGCAAAUAUACACUGGUAUUUUCCAUUAAGAGAAUAUUCAGAUGGGAUACAAUUAGUUUCGUUAAGCCAUGUCUCUGUAAUUAUACAUAAAGAGGGUUUUUUUGUAUUGAGUAAAUGA
Molecule: messenger RNA, 326 nt
Organism: Meloidogyne enterolobii
Lineage: Eukaryota; Metazoa; Nematoda; Chromadorea; Rhabditida; Meloidogynidae
Source: the annotation of a GenBank genome assembly